UCUCCCUCUCCCUGUCUCUCUCUCCCACUUGCUCCUCAUCUCUCCGUCCGUUAUUAUUCAUUUCUGUGUAUGGGCAAGGAGGGCUACCAUGGACUCUUUGGGUCUUUUUAUCCUUCUAAUGCUUCUGUGUUUCCAGUGGACAGCUGCCCAUGCUGCUGAUGAAAUUCCUUGGACCUACAAAGGCUUGGUGGGUCAGAGUGAGUGGUCUGACUAUUUCCCUGAAUGUGGAGGUACUUCUCAGUCCCCUGUCGACGUGGUAACCACGCAGACUAAAUAUGACCCCGGUUUGAUGCCUUUGACCCCACUGGGCUACGAUCAGCAUGGCAACAGGCCCUUCUCUUUGUACAAUAACGGACACACAGCUGUGGUCGAGCUGCCAGAGUGGAUGGGUAUCGGGGGUCUACCGUGGCUCUUCACAGCUGUGCAAUUACAUCUUCACUGGGGCAGCGGCGGCCCGAGCAACGGGGGCAGUGAACACACCAUCAACGGACUAAGCGCAGAUGCAGAGCUGCAUGUAGUUCACUACAACUCUGAGCUCUACCCCAACAUGUCCACAGCCAUGAUGAAGAGAGACGGCCUGGCGGUUUUAGGAAUUCUCAUUGUGACAGGUGAGGAGACAAACCUGGCAUUUAACAACAUCAUCAACUACCUGAGCCGCAUCAGACAUGCUGAUCAGAAGGCUUUCAUCCCAGCAUUUGACGUCCAGUCUCUGCUCCCCAAGGACCUGGGACGCUACUACCGCUACAACGGUUCACUUACAACACCGCCCUGCUACCAGAGUGUCAUCUGGUCUCUGUUCCAUGAGAGGGUUCAAAUCUCAAAGGCACAACUGCUGAGGCUGGAGACGUUACUUUACUCGAGUAAAUCUGACGAGCCAGACAGGAUGCUGCUGCAGGACAACUACCGCACAACACAACCGCUCAACCACAGGGUGGUCUUCUCCUCCUUCUCAGCAGAAUCAGGAAAAGAGCUCUCUUCUGGUGAAGUCACUGCUAUAGUGAUAGGAGUGAUGUGUGGCUGUGUUGGACUGGCAGUGAUCGUUCGCUUCAUCGUGAAGACAAUACGAUUUUUUACACUCCUCCAUCUUGAAACAGUUGCGGUAAACAGCUCUACUUCUAGCUGGGACGUCCUACACAAUAACCGGCCAGCUCCCAUGCCAAGGUUGAAAGAGCCUGAGAAAGCAAAAGAGAUCAAACUGGAUGUGGAUCUUAACUCGGCAUCUGUAGGAGAAAAGAAAGAAGAAGCAUCACCAUCCCCUCAGACGGAGCCGUAGCUGACACCACGGUCCAACUCGGCUGUUCUUAUUCAUGUCCAGACACUCGUACACACUUUUCAUCAACGAUACACGUCAGGAAAGCAAGACAAGUUCUCACUUUUAAGCUUAAGGAAGAAAAAAGCAUUCUAUAAAACGUGAAGUCAACUGGGUACAGUUUUUGUGCUGCCCGGAUAAGUAGCCUGUUUCUGUUGUCUCCAACCAAAUGCAGAGAUGUUGGAGUAUUUUUUAUUUUUUAUUUCAGUUUGCACAGAAACACUUGGUUUCAAUAUGUCGGCUUGUUGGCUCUGAGUCGUAUGUUUGCCCGUGCAAUGCUUGGGAGUCAUGACUGGUUCAUGUAAAUACUUUGUUAAAUAUAUUUUCUGUGUUUCACAUGUUGGGAUUGUCGUUAAAUCUUGUUAUUCCUGCCUCGGAACACAAGCACACUGCACUGUAUGAAAUGUCAUAGACUUCUGAAAUGUUUACCGAGGAAUUCAUAUCCGAUGUCAAGUUAUUAUUUUCUUUUGCACCAGUUUAUAGAGCACUGACACAAAAUGUACAAUGUUGUAAUUCAAACACACUGGAGGAGUGAGUAAUGAAGGCUAUGGUAUUUAAAGUGUAAUGUAUAAACUGAAUAUUACACCUCUGGACUCAUUUUAGCACAUUAGGUUGUAAAUGGAUGAGUUCUAUUUGUAUGUACAUGUGCUCAUUCUACUUGAAAAAAAAAAAGACUUUUCAUGCCACAUAUCAUGUUUUCUUCUGAUGGAUUAUUUUGCUGUUCAUAUCUUGUUUGAGAGGGCACCUCACUAAAAUACUUGAAUAGGAACCAAAA
This is a messenger RNA of Labrus mixtus (cuckoo wrasse), 2084 nucleotides long. RefSeq names its product carbonic anhydrase XIV (gene ca14). The transcript is spliced from 13 exons. Gene Ontology annotation, molecular function: zinc ion binding; carbonate dehydratase activity. Gene Ontology annotation, cellular component: plasma membrane. NCBI's taxonomy places the organism in Eukaryota, Metazoa, Chordata, Actinopteri, Labriformes, Labridae. The record is from RefSeq and is a predicted model, not a curated record. The coding region runs from base 89 to 1273 and encodes 394 amino acids.